Molecule: messenger RNA, 638 nt
Organism: Owenia fusiformis
Lineage: Eukaryota; Metazoa; Annelida; Polychaeta; Sabellida; Oweniidae
Source: the annotation of a GenBank genome assembly
AGGAAGAAAUGCACUUGACUAUUACAAGAUCAGAUAUGGAAUAGAUGUAAGUCACUUGGUAACUGAUGAUCAGAUUUACAAUGGAGAGGAUGUACCACUGGGGGAUUACACAUUCUCACCAACAACUAUCUAUUUAAAAGAAGGUCCCUAUCGCUUGAUUAUUGAGUCAAAGGAAAAUAAGGCACACUAUUACAGAAACCCACCAGAGGUAACUGAAAUUGCAUUUUCUGUGAUAAUACACAAUGAACUUACAGAAGGAGGUACUUUUAACAAAACACUUUACCCUGGGGAUAUAUUGGGGUAUGGUGAAUACAUAAUUAAGACACCAGAGCGUUGUUCAAUGGAUGGAUUAACUGUACUUCAUGUUGUAAGUACUGAUCCUGUGAGAGCUCAUGGAGGGAGUGGCAUUGUCACACAUGCUAAAUAUGGAACAGGUUCCUUUCAACUGUCAUUUGUGAAAAAUGAUGAUGGACUUACUAAAGUAACCAAUGUUCUUCGUUUUCCGGCUAAUUAGAAUUACCAUAACAAUUAGUAAUUAGUCGUAAUUAUAUCUGCUUAUCAUGGAUAUGAAAUAAAUUAAAUGUUACUAAUAAAUCCCAGCGUUAUAUAAAUAAAUCGUUCAUGAGAGACAUAUAGAA